GUUCAUCAAACAUAUCCAGAUCGUUCGACUUCAUCAUGUCAACUCAUGUUGUAUUGGAUCGGGACUCGGCAAGCUUCCCUCUAACACUCUGGGGCGGCGGCGAUGACUUCCUCGAACAAGACGACCAGGAGGAGCGCCCGCUUGUGUGGGAGAAUGAGUACGACUUUCUCAAGGAAGAGGUCUUCAGGAAGAUGCUGGUAGCUGAUGUUGGUGAUAGCGAGGCUGCAGCGGUUGCCGACAAGCUCCGACUGAUAGAUGCCAUCCAACGAUUAGGUGUUGGGUAUCACUACGAGACUGAGAUCGAAGAAGCACUCGAGAAAGUGCAUGCUCUUGGAGGAGACCUAUUCGUUAUCAAUGAUCAUAGUGAUGGUAAUUGUACAACGACUGAUGAUCUCUACAAUGUUUCUCUUCGGUUUCGACUCCUCAGACAACAAGGUCUUCAUGUUUCCUCAGAUGGGUUUAGAAACUUGAAGGACAGUGAAGGUAAGUUCAAAGAAUGGUUGGCUUCGGAUGGACAAGGGCUUCUGAGCUUGUACGAGGCGGCUCAUGUGGCGGUUCAUGGAGAAGACAUAUUGGAUGAAGCAUUGAGCUUUGCUACCAAGACUCUCAAGACCAUUCUCCCCCAACUCGGCCCUUCCUUUCAAAAACAAGUUAAGUUUGCCCUGGGUCUUCCUUCUUGGAAAUGUGUCCCUAGGUCACUUGCUAGGAACUACAUCGAUUUCUAUUCCGAAGAUGCCUCCCACGAUUAUAAGCUCCUCAGAUUUGCAAAGUUGGACUUCAACAUGCUGCAGAAAUUACAUCAGCAGGAGCUUCGUCGAAUUUCUGAGUGGUGGAAGAGUCUCAAAGUUACGACCAAUUUCCCACAUGCAAGAGACAGACUUGUGGAAUGCUAUUAUUGGAUCUAUGCCGUGUACUUCGAGCCCAAGUAUGAGUUGGCAAGAAUUAUGUGCACGAAGAUCAUUUCAAUGCUUUCACUUUUGGAUGACACUUGUGAUAACUUUGCUACAUACCAAGAAGUUAAGAUGCUCACAAAAGCUAUUGAAAGUUUCCAUGAGAGCGCUCUUGAAGAACUACCUGAAACGAUGAAGAAUUUGUAUCGUAUCAUCAUUGACCUAUACGACGAAAUUGAGGUGGAACUUGCCAAAACCGGACCUACUUUUGCUGUCAACUAUGCAAAGGAAGAGCUCAAGAAAAUAUGUCGAGCUCACUUGGCUGAGAUCCAGUGGCGUACUGUAGAUCAUGUUCCAACAUUGGAGGAGUACAAGAUCGAUGCUUAUGCUACUAGUGGUUUUCCAAUCCUUUGUACAUCUGCUUUCGUCGGGAUGGGAGCAGAAAUAGCCAGUAGAGAGGCCUUCGAAUGGGUGACCAACGAACCCAAGAUGGUUAGAGCUGCAUCUGUCAUUUCUAGGAUCCAAAAUGAUAUUGUCUCUCAUAAGUGGGAGCGAGAGAGAAGUCAUGCAGCUUCAGCAAUAGAAUGCUACAUGAAUGAGCAUGGGGUAUCGGAGGUGGAAGCAGUCAAAUUUUGUUGGGAGGAGAUUUCUAGAACUUGGAAAGACAUUGCAGAAGAGUGCCAGAAACCAACUCCAUUACCAGUAACCUUGACAGAACGUGUUCUUAACUUUGCACGUUCAAUCAGUGUGAUUUAUGAGAAUGGUGAUGGCUACACUCAUUCUCACCUUUUGAAAGAACACAUCGAUUCAUUGUUAGCUGAUCCCGUUCCUCUCUAAAGAACUCGUGUGAAAAGAAAUUUCUCUCUAUAAGAAUGUGGCUAGUUUUUUCGCUUGAUAAUGCUUUCUAUUCUACAUUCAUUGUUUCUAUUUCCCGGUUGUAUUAUAUAUCAGAAUGUGUAAGUGGAUUUUGAUUUAUAGCGAUAAAAUUCUCAUUUGUAUGUGGGAGCAUGACCUUUCUAGUGUACGACCAACUACUAGUACUUGGGACUAUUUAAAUCUAUGAAUAUCAGUCUAGUCGGCUAAUUUACUACGAGUAUUAUUAAUGUUCCAAUUUAUUAAGAAUCACUUGUCUACUUGAGGAUCAUUCAGUUGUGAUGCCCAAUAUCACGUACUUAUCCAAAUCCAAUUAAGUUUUAUACUUUUCUCUUGUAUUUUAUCCAUUUGUUCUGAAAUCACCUUCCAAUACUAUUGAAAUUUUCAACUCUUUGAGUCCAAAACUGUCCAUUGAUAAGUUUUCUUAUCAUUUAUCUUAUUUACCCACACAAUGUGUUAUUCUUAGGAGCUAUUUCAAGAGUUGAAACUAGCACCAACAUCAACAUGUACAAAAUAAGUGAAUUUGAAAUAAAGUUACAUAUUCAAGAUGGGGAAAAGCUUAAGAGUGAAUUUGUAAAAGAUGCUCAUAAAAAUGAGAAAUCAGGAAGGACGAAAGGGGAUGGUUUCUUUGUCAAGCACAUAAUAACUCUUUUAGUAGUUGAACCUGUUGUCGAUCCACAUGAUCUUAGCAAUACUCUAGCUUAUGCAUAUUUUGACAGCUUUGUGCAUUGUUUUGUAUCAUGUGUUGCUAAUAUCACAAAAAAAUAUGAAAUUUCAUUUUAUACACAUGCUUCAGAAAAUGAUACGAGACAAAUAUUCUAACACAUUGGAGUAGCCACAUAUUUACGUUACUCCAAGCUUAUGAUUUAUUUAUUUAUUUCUAAGGGUGAACUUCUUCUGUUAAAUUGGAAAGAUUAUGAAAUUACAAGAAACACUUGGGCUAGGAGUCCCUUGUUAAACUCUACUACCUAACAAUCCUCUACCAAAAGCUCAGUGUCUUGGCCAAGCACGUAAAUAACAAACAGGUUUCUUGGGUAAUUGGUACUCCUGCAGUUGCCAAGCUUAGGGUUAUCCCAAUAGUACCUCAAAUUAUAAAAUUCAUAACGAAUCACAAGCCAUCAUCAAAUUUUUCAUUUUCGAAAUCCAAAAAUUAAAUAAAACCAUUCCUUUUCGAGAUCCAAAGCAACCCCAGCUAGCCCCUUAGUUUUUUUUUUUUUUUUGACAAUGGAACAUCUUCUAUUAUACCAAACCAGGCUAGCAGAAACAAAAGGUUACAAAAAGGGCGAAAUCAAAUUUGCAAUGACAAUCCAAUCCUAUGGUAAGAGAUCAAGUCGGGCAUUCCUAGCGACCCAAUCCGCAAGAGAAUUAAAUCGCCGAGGAACGAAGGACAACUUGAUCCAAGGAGCCCCCUGAAGAAGAGACACAAUCCGGGCCAGGGUCGCACGACAUUGCCAAGACCAAUCGCAGGGGUCUUGAAUAAGAGCCACAAUCAAACGUUGGCAGUCGCUUUUGAUACACGUCGGACAGGACUCUUGGACUGCCAACACCACAUCACCUAGAAUAACAAAUGCUUCUGCCUGAAUCAGGUAGAAACAAUAGAACCUCUCAACCUUACCGUCAAUCACCUGAUCGUGUAGCCCCUUAGUUAAUAGCAGUGCUAUUUACCCCAAACAAAACGAAGUAGACAAAGUUCAUCAAAAGGACAAAAUAAAAGAGAACCGCAAAAAGAAAAGGUGGCAUGCAUGUGGGAAUGGGCAGUACACUCUCCACACCGUUGCCGAGUACUUGGAACUUGGAGCAGAGAAGGGAAUACUUUAUUUUCUUUUAAGCACGACAGACUUCAAUCUUUGUAGCUCAUAAAAAACGAGCCCUAAAUUUCAGUACUUUGUUUGUGGCAACUCUUCAUAAAAUAAUAAUACAGACCUAAAAAUCAU
Linum trigynum is the source of this 3697-nucleotide messenger RNA. The record is from the annotation of a GenBank genome assembly. NCBI's taxonomy places the organism in Eukaryota, Viridiplantae, Streptophyta, Magnoliopsida, Malpighiales, Linaceae.